AUGGCGCGCUCGGCGUUAAGGUACCAAAGUGCAGAUGUUGGCAACUUCUUGAGCCAAUCGCUCCUGGAGUCCCAGUACCACUACCAGACUUCAAUUGAAGAGAGUGUCGUCGUUAUUUAUGACACUAAGAAGUCAGCUAGAGGAUUCCUAACACUAAAGGCUUACCGUCUUACUCCUCAGAUAGCCAUGUACAAGGAGGGUGAUUACACACCAGAGGCACUCCGUAAUCUAAAGAUUGGUUACGAGAGUCUCUUCAUUGAAGUGCCGAUUGUAAUCCGCAAUUCGCCACUCACAAACAUCAUGAUGUCAGAGUUGUCAGAGAUGAUCCCUGAGGAAGAGGGCUCUAAAUUCUUGGACCUCGGUACCGCGUCUGUUCUUGAAGGUCAACUCCGCAGCCUAAUGGAACGCGUCGAUGAGCUCAACCAAGAGGCGAUCAAGUUCAACAGAUAUCAACAACUGGUGGUACGUCAGCAACAAGACAAGCACAGGUGGUUGUUGAAGAGGGCCCAAGAGAACGCGGCCAGGGCUGCCAAAGACGAACCCGCACUACCUGAAGAAGAUGUUAACAAACUAUUCAAGCCAUUACCAGUUCCACCAAGGCUCAACCCUAUGAUUGUAGCUGGACAAAUAAAUACCUACAGUCAACAUAUCAGCCAGUUCUGUUCGCAGAGUCUCGCUAAAGUAUAUUUGACUCAAGCGCUGCAAAACGCUAAGGAGUCGAAACAGAAUAGCAAUUAAUUUGUGGUAUUAAAAUUGUGCGAUAA
Molecule: messenger RNA, 764 nt
Organism: Colias croceus (clouded yellow)
Lineage: Eukaryota; Metazoa; Arthropoda; Insecta; Lepidoptera; Pieridae
Product: eukaryotic translation initiation factor 3 subunit H-like
Exons: 4
Coding region: 1-738 (245 amino acids)
Cellular component (GO): eukaryotic translation initiation factor 3 complex; cytoplasm
Molecular function (GO): translation initiation factor activity
Source: RefSeq, a predicted model, not a curated record